AUGGAACGUGUUGGGGAUUACAUGAUAUUUGAAGAGAUCUUAUCGAGACUACCUGCAAAGGUAGUUUGUCGUUUCAAAUGUGUUUCUAAACAAUGGUGUUAUGAAUUAUCUACACCAAAGUUUGUUUUCAUCCAUGCUCGACGAGUUGGAAAUUCAAUACAAAAGAAGCUGCUCUCCUUGAAAGAAAAUUCAAUUGUCGUUGAUGACAUUGUAGCUGGCAAGUUAGAAGAAGAUACAAGCGAAACAGUUAUUUUUCCAUACGAUGUCGAGCCAUCCUUUUUAAGCAUUAUAGGUUCGUUUAACGGACUGAUUUUACUUUGCAUUAAAAGGAGUUACAAUGAGCUCGUCCUUUGGAAUCCAACGACAAGGCGUUUUAAGGUUAUAUCGGACGACUAUUUUAGUCGUUAUUUUGGUCGACACAACGAUACGGGUGGAAUGUACUUUGACGAGCACAACGAUCUAAAAGUGCUUCAUAUUAAUUGUUACUGGGACGUAGUUACUGCUCGUGUAUAUUCACGACAUAAUGACUCAUGGAGAAAAUUGAAUUUCUUGAACGGAACUAAGUUUGGUUCAAACUUUUAUUCAUGGUCUCCUGGAAUUUAUUCAGACAAAAAAAUAUAUUUCAUGGUUUCCAAUUACUGGAUUCCACCCGGUGAAAGGAACAUAGUUGUUUUCGAUGUUAUAUCUGAAACUUUUAGUAUACUUCGUUUUCCGGAGCAUAUGGAAGUCAAUCCUUGUCAAGGACAUUUUCUAACAAUUUCCAACAAGCUGCAUGUGAUUGUCGUUCAAUAUGCUGGUGAACUAAUUGCAGAUUUGGUCAAAUAUGAACAUGAUGAGUGGACAAGGUAUUUUCUUUCAAUAGGGCUCGCAUAG
Messenger RNA from Helianthus annuus (common sunflower), 873 nucleotides. Its product is annotated as putative F-box protein At3g16210. Gene Ontology annotation, molecular function: protein binding. Lineage: Eukaryota; Viridiplantae; Streptophyta; Magnoliopsida; Asterales; Asteraceae. The record is from RefSeq and is a predicted model, not a curated record. Bases 1 to 873 code for a protein of 290 amino acids. The transcript has a single exon.